Molecule: messenger RNA, 4662 nt
Organism: Ricinus communis (castor bean)
Lineage: Eukaryota; Viridiplantae; Streptophyta; Magnoliopsida; Malpighiales; Euphorbiaceae
Product: glutamate receptor 2.7
Cellular component (GO): plasma membrane
Molecular function (GO): glutamate-gated receptor activity
Source: RefSeq, a predicted model, not a curated record
AAAAAGAAAGCUACUGCCUUGAAACUAUUCUAAUGACUAUCUUCAAACAUGUGCUAUAUAAUUUGGAUUUUGUUAAGGACUUGAUUACUAGGAAUUUACUCUGAAUCUACUUAUUUCAAAUAAAUUACUAGGAUUAUGACCAUGACUAUGACCGUUAUAUGGAAUUGGUUCUUGAUUUCCUCCUCCAAAUCCAAGUCGUUUGUUCACCUAAUCAGAGUAAGGAUGCUUCAUAGAAAUGGGAGCUAUAUGUGGAAAAAUAAUAGGGAAAAUAAUUAUUAGACAUGUUUGUGACUAAUGUUUUCUGAGUCAAAUUAUAUGAUAAUCAUUUUGCAGUAAAGGUCUGAUUAUCUAAGAUUCAAGAAGUUCAAUUCUAAAAUGGAGAAUAAAUAUUUGCAUUUAUCCACAGUUAUUUUACCCUCUUCUUCCUAAUCUUCAACUCCUAAAUAAGAUUAAUAAAGAGCCUUGAGCUAUGGAAGAUAUGUGUGGCUUGUAUAAAAUAACCAGUACCAUUCAUUCAUUAUUACUAUGUUUAUUUUUUAAAGAUUACUAUUAGGCAUUAGGACGUACCAAUUGUCCUUCUAUAGAGUACGUAUGGUAAUAAUCUUUUUUUGCACAAUCAUACCUUCUCCUUAUUGAUUAUACAUAUGCUUUCUGCCUCUCGAAUUACAUUUUCCCAACCGAAAGGAAGAAGUAGCUAGUAAUCAAUUAACUGAGUUGCCAAGAAGAAGACCGAAUUAUAUACCUUAACAAAUAAGUAAGGCUUCGGUCAAACUGAAAGAGAAGAGAAUAGAAGAAAAGUAAAUGCUAAUGACAUUUAUAGCCGAGCUUUAAUUUCCUGAAACCACACAUGGCACGUCGAUUUGGACUUCAGCCAAAAUAAUGAAAGGAUCUCUGAGCUGCAGCACCUACUGUUCAUGCUUCUUGUCAGUUUUAUUGUUAUACUAUUUGAUCACUGUUUGCUUUUACAUUUUUCUGUAAUACUGUAUGUAUUCUUACUCUGUAAUUUUUAUAAAUGAAAUUUCUGUCUAAUGAGAAAAAAAGAAAACCAUUACGGGCUAUCGGUUGCUUCUCGCAAACUGACGGAGAUAGAACUAACUAAUGUACUUUUCUCUACCAAAAAAAAAAAAAAAAAAAAAAAAAAGAGGAAAAAGAAAAUGAAAAAUUGAAUUGUCUGAAGAAACAAAGAAUUUUCUGCCACCAAACAAGUUUUGAUUUGGUCAAGCUGAAAACGAAGAUACUAUAACACAAGACAUGUCUUGGAUGAUAUUGCCGCACUCCCAAGUAAUUAGGGAAAUUAAACUCAUUGUGGGCUGUGCUAGCUUCGCAUCUAAGUGCAUGAAUGCUACAUGUCAUAGCGUAUUAGCAUGGAAUUUCCUUGCUAUACUAACUAGGUCACUUAUUAGUAACCACGUACUGUUCUAUCUUUCAUUUGAAGUAGUAGUUUCAUAUGCUCUUCCUCCUGGCACAGAAGUAAACUCUUCUUUCAUCCUUUUAUAUACUUUUCCAGUCCUGAGAUCUUAUAUAUAAACAAGAAAUAUCCUGUUGAGACUGGAGGCAACCCGAUACCACUAGACAGACAGAUGAGGAAGCACGCUUCAGUACUUGUCAUCUCUUUCUCUUUUCUUGUCUUUAUCUUGUUAACAAGAACGACAAUGGCACAGAACACAGCAGUGUCUGUGAAUAUAGGAGUGGUUCUUGACUUAGAGCAUUUGGCAGGCAAGAAAGGACUGAGCUGCAUCAACAUGGCCCUGUCAGACUUCUAUGCUAUCAAUGGUCAUUAUAGGACAAGGUUGGUCCUGAAUACCAGGAACUCCAUGGACGAUGUGGUUGGUGCAGCUGCAGCAGCACUGGACUUGGUAAAAAAUAUGGAAGUGCAAGCAAUUAUAGGACCAACAACAUCUAUGCAGGCUGACUUUGUUAUUGAGCUUGGACAAAAAGCUCAAGUACCCAUCAUAUCCUUUUCCGCGUCAACUCCUUCUCUUACUUCUAUCCGGAGACCAUAUUUCUUCAGAGCAACACAAAAUGAUUCAACUCAAGUGGGUGCCAUCGCUGCACUAAUUCAAGCUUUUGGGUGGAGAGAAGCAGUGCCCAUUUACGUUGAUAACGAGUAUGGCCAAGGAGUCAUACCUUAUUUAACUGAUGCUUUGCAAGCAAUUGAUGCCCGAAUCCCUUACAGGAGUCUAAUCUCUUUCUCCGCUACUGAUGACCAAAUUGCUGAAGAGCUAUACAAGUUGAUGAGUAUGCAAACUAGAGUUUUUAUCCUGCACAUGCUACCCUCUCUCGGCUCUCGGCUUCUCACUAAAGCAAGAGAGGUUGGAAUGAUGAGUGAAGGCUAUGUUUGGAUCAUGACAAAUGGGAUGUCCGAUUACUUGCGUUCUCUAACCCCUUCUGUUAUCGAAUCAAUGCAAGGUGUAUUGGGUGUUAGACCUUAUGUUCCAAAAACUAAAGAGCUGGAAAUUUUUUACGUUCGAUGGAAAAGCAAAUUCCUGCAAGAUAACCCAGGAACUGUCGAUGUUGAGUCGAGCAUUUACGAACUAUGGGCAUAUGAUGCUGCUAUUGCGUUGGCCAUGGCAAUCGAGAAAGCUGGGGCUGCAAAGAUUGACUUCCAGAAAGCAAAUACUUCCAGCAAUUCAACAACUGACCUUACCACUUUUGGGGUCUCUCUAAAUGAUCCGGACCUUCUUCAGGCAUUGUCAAACACUGGCUUCAAAGGCCUUGCAGGAGAUUUCCUUUUCGUUAAUGGGCAGCUACCAUCGUCGGCUUUCCAGAUAAUUAAUGUAAUUGGUGAUGGAGCAAGAGGACUUGGAUUUUGGACACCCCAAAAGGGACUUACCAAGAAAUUGAACUCAGUGGCAGUCACAAAUUUGUAUUCUACUUCUGAAUCCAAUCUUGCACCAGUGAUAUGGCCUGGGGAUUCAUCUUCUGUUCCCAAGGGAUGGGAGAUUCCAACAAAAGGGAAGAAGUUGCGAAUUCUAGUGCCAGUGAAAGAAGGUUUUAAUGAAUUUGUAAAGGUGACAAGAGAUCCUAGUACUAAUACCACAACUGUCAGAGGCUACUGCAUUGAUGUUUUUGAUGCUGUAGUGAAAGCAUUACCUUAUGCUGUGACUUAUGAAUACACCCCCUUUGUCAAUCCUGAUGGAAGCAGUGCAGGAACUUAUGAUGAUCUAGUCUAUCAAGUGUACACUGGGGAAUUUGAUGCUGUGGUGGGAGAUACAACUAUAAUCGCAAACAGGUCCUUGUAUGUGGACUUCACAUUUCCUUACACAGAAUCAGGAGUAUCAAUGAUAGUGCCAAUCAAGGACAACAAUAGUAAAAAUGCAUGGGUUUUCGUGAAGCCUUUAACAUGGGAUCUUUGGGUAACAAGCUUCUGUUUCUUUGUUUUCAUUGGUUUUGUGGUCUGGGUUCUAGAACACAGAAUAAAUGAAGACUUUAGAGGACCUCCUUCACAUCAAGCCGGCACUGCGUUCUGGUUUUCCUUCUCGACCAUGGUUUUUGCCCAUCGGGAAAGAGUGGUUAGCAACUUGGCUAGACUAGUAGUUAUCAUAUGGUGUUUCGUUGUAUUGAUUCUCACUCAAAGCUACACAGCCAGUUUAACAAGUCUCCUGACAGUCCAGCAGCUCAUGCCUACUGUGACUGAUGUUCAUCAGCUCAUUAGCAAUGAAGAUAACGUAGGCUACCUUCAGGGUUCUUUUGUUUUGGGAAUCCUAAAAGGGUUGGGUUUCCAUGAAUCCAAAUUCAUUAGCAAUUCUACUGAAGAUAACGUAGGCUACCUUCGUAAAGGAACUAGGAACGGCGGCAUUGCUGCUGCAUUUGACGAAGUACCAUAUAUUAAGCUGUUUUUAGCACAGUAUUGCUCCAAGUACACCAUGGUUGAACCCACAUUUAAGACAGGUGGCUUUGGAUUUGUGUUCCCUAAAAGAUCUCCAUUAGUACCUGAUGUCUCAAGGGCAAUCUUGGAUGUGAUUCAAGGAGAUGACAUGAAGAAAAUUGGAGAAGCAUGGUUUGGAAAGCAAAGCAGCUGUCCAGAUCCUAGCACCACUGUUUCUUCCAAUAGCCUUAGUCUCAGAAGUUUCUGGGGGUUAUUUUUAAUUGCUGGAACAGCUUCAGCUUUAGCUCUCAUGAUAUACGGAGCCAUGUUCACCUAUGAGCAUUGGCAGAUUAUCAGGCGUUCUGAUUCAGAAGCUAGAAUAUGGAGUAGAAUUGUUCAUUUGUUGAGAAUAUUUGACGAAAAAGACUUGAAAUCACACACUUUCAGAAAGAGUGAAGCGAAUGAGAUAAGUAUGGGUGCUCCAAGUCCGUCAAUCUAUUCAGUCCAGACAGAUUUUCCUGGGGAACAGGGCACACCUUCUGCAGAAUAUGGCGAUCCAAAUCCAGAAGAGCAACCAACUCAAGCAGUAGUGCUAAACAUUGAGCUUGUCAACUCAAAUCAAGAUUCAAGAGAAUAGCCAACAACUUGAAAUAGUCUGUUACAACUACUAAUUGGUAGAUUAUUAGCAUUGCUUAUAUGACAUUUGUAACACCAUCAUCCAUAGUUGUAUACUAAACUAGGAUUUUAGCAAUGUAAAUAUUAUUACUUGUGGACUACGAAAUGUCUCUUCGUUUAGGUUUUGGAGGACCUUGUUAAUCUGGUUACUGCAUGUAAAAUGAUAUAUUUUCCCUUUA